This is a messenger RNA of Equus caballus (horse), 1384 nucleotides long. The record is from RefSeq and is a predicted model, not a curated record. Lineage: Eukaryota; Metazoa; Chordata; Mammalia; Perissodactyla; Equidae.
AUGGGGGAGAAGUCGGAAAACUCUAGGAUUCCAGAGGAUCUGCUCAGUGAUCUGAAAGUUACAGAUCCCCAGGAAGCAGAGUGUGCUAGCGCUUCGGUUUCUAAUCCUGAGGAUCACCAUUCCCAGAGCCACCUGCUCCAGGAUGGUGAGGCCCAUCCCCAGGAGGACCAGGAAGAAGAGGAGUGCUUUCAUGACACCAACACUUCAUUUGAGGAGGAGGAGCCAGGAGUGGACAAGGCUGAGAACAAACCUGAUGAUGGUGUGAAUGCCUCUGAACUAGAUGAAGAAUAUUUAGUAGAACUGGAAAAAAACAUGCCAGAUGAAGAGAAACAGAAAAGAAGAGAAGAGAGCACUAGACUAAAAGAAGAGGGAAAUGAGCAGUUUAAGAAAGGAGAUUAUAUAGAAGCCGAAAGUUCUUAUAGUCGAGCCCUUCAGAUGUGCCCAUCCUGCUUCCAGAAAGACAGGUCCAUUCUGUUUUCAAAUAGAGCUGCUGCAAGGAUGAAACAGGACAAGAAAGAGAUGGCCAUCAGUGACUGCAGCAAAGCAAUUAAGUUAAACCCCAGCUAUAUCAGAGCAAUAUUGAGGAGAGCGGAAUUGUACGAGAAAACUGACAAGCUAGAUGAAGCCCUGGAAGACUAUAAAUCUAUAUUAGAGAAAGAUCCAUCAGUACAUCAAGCAAGAGAAGCUUGUAUGAGAUUACCUAAGCAAAUUGAAGAACGUAAUGAAAGGCUAAAGGAAGAGAUGUUGGGUAAACUAAAAGAUCUUGGGAACUUGGUUCUCCGACCUUUUGGACUCUCCACAGAAAAUUUCCAGAUCAAACAGGAUUCCUCUACUGGCUCCUACUCCAUCAAUUUUGUUCAAAAUCCAAAUAAUAACAGAUAACAAAGAUAACAGUAGCUUUUUGAGCUAGUUUGGCAAUUGUGUGCUGCUUGCUGUUAGCAAGGGGAAAGGCCCUGCCAAUGUUUAACUUUUAAAAGCAUCUUAUCUCACAGACAGGCUAUCCAGUAGAGCCCAGUGCUCCCUUUUCCCUCUUGUUUUAUGACCAGGGAGAAAUGCACUUCCUGAUGUAAUGAGCCUAAGUUGAUUUCCAUUUUAAGGUGGUGUCUGUGCAGCUGUCACCCCUGGUUCUGGCUGUCCUUUGCUUUGUCCAGGAGGGAGCCUGCUUGUCAAGGCUGACUGCCCUGAGCCAUACAAACGCACCAGGCCAGCCAGAGUCUCUCCUACACCGAGCAAACCUGCCAGUUGGAGACUACCCAGACAGGAUUAAUGGGGUUCCGCCUGCUGCCCCUCUCCCUGAUCACAUUCACUGCCCGGGCUGCCAUGUGUGGGCUACAGCAUCUCCCGAUUUCCUCUGUGGUAAUAAACGCUUUCUGUGAUGGUCUGA